CUUUGCCUCAGAUAGGAUAACUUUAUCAGAAAGCUUUUGUCCUAGUUUUGUAUCCAUUCUUUGAGAUAUUGAGACGAAGAUAGACAACAAAGAGUUUCAAGCAGCAGCAAGCAUGUCGACAUCAAUCACAACAACCGAAGCAUCACGAGUCCGUCUGUCCCCAGAACACGUAGGCAUCGCUCGCAUUGCCGACAGUCCAGAAGGAUCACUUGAGCUUGUCGAUCGCUUGUUGCAGAAGAACCACGACGACUAUCAUGUCUAUUGGAGGGACGUUGGUGGUCACAACCACAUAUCACAUUCAGUGUUGAGCGUGCUUGCUCUCGGCGGUGGUCCUGCUCAGCUACAACGAGCUUAUGACGAUGGCAUCCAGAUCCAACGACCCACUCCUCCGUUAGACAAGCAGGUAGUACAGGAUUUAGGAGACUCAGAAAAGUUUCUUACGAAGAUUGGUCAGAUUGACCACUAUACCAACUUCUUGGCGUUCUUCGAGCAACAAAUUGACUCAAAGGGUUGGAAAGCAGUCGUGCAAGAAUACCUCUUCAGUCGUACUCCAGUUGCUGAGAAACUAUUCGCUCAACUUUACGAAGGUGCCUUCCACCCCUUCAUUCACGUCGGUCUCGGUAUCGAGUUCGAACAGCCAAGCAUAAUUGCAGAAGGUCUCGCCCAGAGCGUAACGCACGAUUCGGCCAAUAUUGAUGUAUUCUUCAAUCACAGUGAGCAACUAGCCUCGCAAUCUGCGACUGCACCAAGCAAGACACUGGUUCAACUGCUUCAGGAAAUUCGUGCAAAUGAUAAACUUCAUUACUCUGCCCGCUUACCAGAUGGUCCAGUCAGAGUACGAGAUGGUGUUAUUGGACGCGCUGGUAAAGAGAUAGCAGCCUUGGCUGCUCAGUUCCGUGUCAACCCUGAAGACUUGGAGCGAUCGACUGCGGAAGCUAUCAACGUUGCGGCAUAUACUGCUGGUGCUGCACAACGAGCAGGCAAAGCGCGAAAGAUCGACUUCUUUCACAUGCACAAUGUCACUAGCUCUCUGUUCUUGACCGUGCUCAUCAAGCAGCCAUGGAUUAGCAUUGCAGACAAAGUACGCGUUGUGGAGUGGAAAGCUCGACUUGAUCUUGUGUGUUACGCUGCAAGCUCUGCCGCAGAACUUCACAUCGAGGAUGUGACCAACUACAAGGCUACUAAGAGCGCGGGUCUGGACUGGGCUUCUCUUUACAAAGUUGUCAAUGAGGCUCAUGAUGAUGGACAUGUAGCAAAGUUUGUGCGAGCUUUGAAGAACGGGGAGGAGGUAUCCAAGCCUUUCGAGCAUGGUGAAGGGUCUGUUGCGUUUCCUAUCAAGGGCGAUUCAUGGUUUAAGAUUGCGCAAUUGUCAUAUGACAGUACUUUGGACAUUCCUGUUGAUGAUAAAUGGAUAUGGGGUGUCGGUUUCGAUCCCCUUUGGGCACGAAUCCCUCCUCUGGCAUAGGUACAUCUCAUGUAUUCAAGUAUUUGAAUGCAGACCUCCUUAUUGUUAGACGCAUUACGGUGCAACAUAUACAACAGUG
Molecule: messenger RNA, 1544 nt
Organism: Mollisia scopiformis
Lineage: Eukaryota; Fungi; Ascomycota; Leotiomycetes; Helotiales; Mollisiaceae
Exons: 1
Coding region: 113-1465 (450 amino acids)
Molecular function (GO): oxidoreductase activity
Source: RefSeq, a predicted model, not a curated record